UAUAAGCACUGAGGCGGCGCUGGGGCUAGAGGAGCGCGGGGCGCAGGGGCUGGACCCGGUGCUGAGCGAGCCGAGCUAAUCGUCCUUUGUGCCAACGCACCCCAGGAUGCGUCCGAGCUAGGAGCCAGGUCCAGGAUGGGGGACACAUCUGUCUGGGCCUUGAGCCUCCUGGUGUUCCAGAUGCUGUUCUUGGUGGCUGGGGAACAGGGCACACAGGACGCCACUAUUGCUGCCACUGCUGCCACUGCCGCCACCGAGAAGGGGCUCCACAUACAGAAGGUGGGGUCUGGGUUGGUGCGGGCUGCACUGGCGGAGCUGGUGGCCCUGCCCUGUCUCUUCACCUUGCAGCCAUGGCCGGGUGCAGCCCGAGAAGCCCCUCGGAUCAAGUGGACCAAGGUGCGCACUGCAUCAGGCCAGUGGCAGGAUUUGCCCAUCCUGGUGGCCAAGGACAACGUGGUUCGAGUGGCCAAGGGUUGGCAGGGACGUGUGUCUCUGCCCACCUACCCUCAGCACCGGGCCAACGCCACGCUGCUACUGGGGCCGCUGAGGGCCAGUGACUCCGGGCUCUACCGCUGCCAGGUGGUGAGGGGCAUCGAGGACGAGCAGGACCUGGUGUCCCUGGAGGUGACGGGUGUUGUAUUCCACUACCGGGCAGCCCAGGAUCGCUAUGCACUGACCUUCGUUGAGGCCCAGGAGGCCUGCCGUCUCAGCUCAGCCACCAUUGCAGCGCCACGGCACCUGCAGGCUGCCUUUGAGGACGGCUUUGACAAUUGUGACGCCGGGUGGCUCUCAGACCGCACUGUUCGGUAUCCUAUCACCCAGUCCCGUCCUGGUUGCUAUGGCGACCGUAGCAGCCUUCCAGGGGUGAGGAGCUAUGGGAGGCGCGACCCACGGGAACUCUACGAUGUGUAUUGCUUUGCCCGUGAGCUGGGGGGCGAGGUCUUCUACGUGGGCCCGGCCCGCCGCCUGACGCUGGCCGGGGCGCGUGCCCAGUGCCGCCGCCAGGGCGCCGCGCUGGCCUCGGUGGGGCAGCUGCACCUGGCCUGGCACGAAGGCCUGGACCAGUGCGACCCGGGCUGGCUGGCCGACGGCAGCGUGCGCUACCCGAUCCAGACGCCACGCCGGCGCUGCGGGGGCCCAGCCCCUGGCGUGCGCACAGUCUACCGGUUCGCCAACCGCACCGGAUUCCCGGCUCCUGGAGCGCGCUUCGACGCCUACUGCUUCCGAGCUCAUCACCCUACACCACAACAUGGAGACCUAGAGACCCCCUCGUCUGGGGAUGAGGGGGAGAUUCUGUCAGCAGAAGGGCCCCCCGCCCGAGAACUGGAGCCCAGCCUAGGGGAGGAGGUCACCCCUGACUUCCAGGAGCCUCUGGUGUCCAGUGGGGAGGAAGAGCCUCUGAUCUUGGCAGAGAAGCAGGAGUCUCAAAAGACCCAUGGCCAUGCCCUUGGGGUCCCCACAGUAACCUCAAAGCCUGCCCUGGAGGCUGAGGAGGUGUGGCUGAGCACAGUGGCCACUCAACCCAGCAGCGUGGAAGCUGGCACUGCUGAGGCAACCCCAGCUGGCCCCAUGCCCAAGAAGAAGGGGCGCUUUAAAGUGUUGAAUGGUCGCCAUUUCCAGCAGCAGGAAUCCCAGCAAGGGCUGGAGGUGGGUCUCAAGGCCAAUGCCCAGCCCCCUACCCCAGAGGCUGCUGGGAAUCAUGUGGAGCCUCCCCUGGCCACCGGAGCCAUAGACACCUCAGGGAGUGGCCGGAGCCAAAACCCCUGGGCCGUACUGACCAAUGAGGUGGAUGUGCCUGGAGCUGGUUCCCCUGGUGGCAAGAGCACCCCAGAGCCCUGGCUGUGGCCCCCAACUAUGGCCCCACCCAGCAUCCCAGGCCCUAGCAGGGCCCUUGGCCUGGAGCUAAAGGAAGUCAAGGGCCCCAGUGUGAGGCUGGCCACCCCCAACCUUCCCUGGUCCCCCUCAGAAGCCUCUGUCCUGGUUCGUAACCCCUCAGAGGGUCCCAGCACUGCCCCCUGGGAGGCGUCCCCCAUGGUCCCUUCCCUAGACCUCCCUGUCAUGGCCAUGCUUCGUGCCCCCAAACUGUGGCUCCUACCACACCCUACACCCCUCCCCUCCCAGGCCAAUGUGGUCAAGGGACAUAGUGAGGCCAUGGCCACUGCCCCACCCUCCCCAGCCUUGGAGACCCAGGCUGGUCCCCAGGACUCCAUUUAUCCAGAGGUGUAUUCCUUGCCCCCCUCCUUGGACCUGACAGGACAGGGUGGAGAGGCCAUGUUCCUGACAUUUAGUGGUCAUGGAGCAGGAAGUCCUACUGCCUCCUCACAGGUAGCCAUGAACACACGAGCUGGAGCUAGUUCUAGCUCCCCCAGGGCAGACUUUGGAGAAAUUGGGGGGACAAGCCCCACUGAGCUCAGCAAAACUGAACACCCCAGAUCUAGCCCACAGACUUCUGUGUAUGGGAAUGUGGCAGCAGAUUUCACCCCCACAGAGAUGGCCACUGAGCCCAUGGGAGUGAGAGACAUCUCGGGGUCUGAGUCUGGGGUCUUUAGCACAGCAGAGAGUCCCACUUCCGGCUCACAGGGCACAUGGCCCUCACUGCACAGUGAAGGGCUGGACCUCCGCCCCCAUUCUGCACCAUUGGGGGACCCCGGAGUCUCCUUGAUGCCCGGGAUCACCCUGGAGUCUUGGGCUGCUACAGAUGGAGGAGCCAUGGUGGGUCCCACAGAUUCCACAGCCACACUGGACCCCAGUGAUGCUGGUGGGAUUUGGGAACCUGGAUCCCGUGUUAUUGAAGGAACUGAAAGCCCCAUCUUGAGCCCUCAAGUGGCUGUGGAUACAAGCAUGGUGACAUCCCUCAUGUCCCUGGACCAGGAGGACAAAGUUGGGGUCCUGGCCACAUCCAGCUCCCAACCCCACCCAGAGCCAACGGACCAGAUGGUAACCCAGGGAAUACUGGGAGCCUCGGUCUCUCCACAAGAGGGCGGCCCCCUGAGGGAGCCCACUUUUCCUCCUUGGACACCUAUGGCGGCCAGCAUGGAUGAGCCUGUGUUAGUGUCCUCGGGGGAGCCUACAGUGCCAUGGGACUCCCUCAGCAGCCUGCUGCCUGCCCCCCGGGUCCCGGAUGAGUUUGAGCUGGAAGUUCUGGCGGGAAAUGCCAGUGUGGAGGAGUCAGCAAGUGGAGAGGAGCCGGCCCUGCCAGGGACCCCUGCAAAUGGAAGUGCAGAGCAGACCCCCUCGGAUCCCUGUGAGAACAACCCUUGCCUGCACGGGGGCACCUGUCGAGCCAAUGGUACCAUGUAUGGCUGUAGCUGUGACCAGGGCUUCGCUGGGGAGAACUGUGAAAUUGACAUUGACGACUGUGUCUCCAGCCCCUGUGAGAACGGAGGGACAUGCAUCGAUGAGGUGAACGCCUUCGUCUGCCUUUGCCUCCCCAGCUACGGCGGCAGCCUCUGUGAGAAAGACACGGAGGGCUGUGACCACGGCUGGCACAAGUUCCAGGGCCACUGCUACCGGUACUUUGCUCAUCGGCGGGCGUGGGAGGAUGCCGAGAGGGACUGCCGCCGCCGAGCUGGCCACCUGACCAGCAUCCACUCACCUGAGGAACACAGCUUCAUUAACAGCUUUGGGCGAGAAAACACAUGGAUUGGCCUGAAUGACAGGAUCGUGGAGAGGGAUUUCCAAUGGACUGACAACACGGGGCUGCAAUACGAGAACUGGCGAGAGAACCAGCCAGACAAUUUCUUCGCCAGUGGGGAGGAUUGUGUGGUAAUGGUGGCACAUGAGAGUGGGCGCUGGAACGACGUUCCCUGCAACUACAACCUCCCUUAUGUCUGUAAGAAGGGCACAGUGCUGUGUGGUCCCCCUCCAGCAGUGGAGAACGCUUCACCCAUCGGUGCCCACAAGGCCAAGUAUAAUGUCCAUGCUACUGUGCGCUACCAGUGUGAUGAAGGAUUUGCCCAACACCAUGUGGCCAUCAUCCGGUGCCAGAGCAAUGGCAAGUGGGACCGGCCCCAGAUUGUCUGCACCAAACCUAGACGGUCCCAUCGGAUGCGGCGACACCAUCACCACCACCAACACCACCACCAGCGUCGCCACCACAAAUCACGUAAGGAGCGCAGAAAACACAAGAAACACCCAGCAGAGGACUGGGAGAAGGAGGAAGGGAAUUUCUGCUGAAGAGCCAGGCAAAAGAAAGCACAAUCCCCUUCCCACAUCUCCUCUGGAGUCUUCACCUGGGGAGACAGAGCCCAGAGAGAAACAAGAGGGUCUGGAAGCCCCUGAGCCCCAAAACACAUUCCCCCACCACAUAAUCCUUUGUAAAAAGCUCCUCCCUCCUCUUUCUUACAUACACAGGUCCUCUUGGCAGGUGUAGCCAUGUGUCUGAAAAUCCAGUUCUAGCCAGGCUGGAAUCUGGGAGCAUCUCCCGCUGGAGGGAAGCACAAUCAGCAAAGGUUACUCUUUGCUGCACUAGUUUAGUCUUUUGUUGGCAAGGCUGACUGCCAGUUGUUGAAAUAAGGCUUCGAUGAGGGUAUAAGAGUGUAUAUUUGGAUUCACCCUAAGGAAUUGCUUUUCACACUAGAAAUUUAGGCUUCGUAAACUGCCAGGUGUCCUAAACACAGCCUGAAGCCUUUAGUGAAGGUCACUGGCUUUGGGAGUAGAAAACGGCAUGGAAGCACACUGGUUGAACUUGACGACUGCUCUUCCUUUACCCUGGACUUCAGCCCAAGUCCAGUCAUUGGUCUUGGUGGAUAAACCAUGUUAAACUCCUAUGUACUGAAUUUUAGGAAUGUUUUUAGAAUAAUCUUCUGUGCCCUCAGAGUUAGGGGUCAGAAUAGUCAGAGUAACAAUGUGGGCGAUAGAGGGAAAGUGUGUUGCUUGCCCUCCCAGGUCUAGUCCCAGUGCUGAGAUUUGGUUCUGCAUGUGUGAUGAAUCACAUGCGUGCACACACACACACACACACACACACACACACACACACACAGAUGAGAGGAUAUUUAGGGCUUGACAAGCCCAGAUUUCUUCCCCCUCCAUCUCUCAGGGAGACAAAGAACCUCCUUUCUGGACCGAGGAGGUGCCAAGUUGUCUAGCUCAGUGCCCGUACCUAUCCCUCAAGCAGACAUUGGUAGUGCACUGCCCUGCUCCAUUCCUGUCUCCAUCCACUGCCUGAGAGACUAGAAAUGCUUAAAAACUGAAGUAGUGACAUCUACCUGCAGUCAUGUUAUAGAGAGAUGCACAGUGUUAAAACCGAAACACACACACACAUUUUUCUCUUGUAGUUUUUUCUUUUUUAACUUUUUAAGUAGGAAAGAACUCACUAGGCCUUAUUUCCCCAAAUCUGCAACCUAUAAAAGGACUUUCCAAGCUGAAGGCCAAGACCCAGCUCUCUGAUCUCUGGGAGGAAAGUUCCACAGCUUCUCCUCCAUGUUUUGUCUACUCUCAGCUCCUCCAGUCUGGGUAAAAUCUGUGGAUUGGUGUUAAAAACCACAGUGGAGAAAGGCACUUUACAGGGAAAAAAAAAAGGUCCAUCUAAGUGUUCACCUGAAAAAGGAAUGUAUUGACUGAGCCUAUGUCCCUCCUGAGAAGUAAUAAUUAUAGUUGACAACUUUGGAGUGGGUACCAUGCUAAGAACUUAUUCACUAUCUCCUUGAAUUUUCUCAACAGCCUAGUGACUUAGGAACCAUUAUAUUCUCAUUUUACGCAUGACAAAAUCAAGGCUCAGACAAAAGAAAGGCAAUGGCUGGAAGUCAUAGCCAAGAAAGAAGUAAGGGUUUGGUCCUGCCUCCAUCUUAUACGAAGCACUAUUCUCUACUUUGGAGAAGAGAUCAAAACAUAAUUGCACUCCUCCUACACAUAGAGGCAGAUUUAGGAAAAGAUUGAGAAGUGCAAACUAGAUAGACCCUCAUCUUUGACCAUGGUCUUUAGUUUUCCCUGCUGUAGACAUUAUCCGUUGAGAAAGUCCAGGGAAAUAGGUUUGCCUUCUUGCUUUGAUAAUUCUUCUUAGUUUAAAAUAUAUGAUAACAACACAUCUUCAGUCUUCCAUGUCACAAAAGAAUUUUCCUUUGUUGAGGAGCUGGAGAUGCAACUUUUUGGAGGGGUCUUAGUUUAUGCUCCCUGCCCUUGGCCCCCUCAGUCCCUUGCCCUGCCCCCACCCCAGCGCCAUGGUGGAAGGGGCCUCUGGUCUUUUCUAAAGUGCGUGGUUUGUCUUUUGGUCUUUCUCUUUGGGAUGUGUGUGUGUGUUUGCGUGUGCCAUGUGUGUGGCAUGCGUGUGAGUGUGUGUGUGAACAGCUUUGGGUUCCACUGGUUUUGCUGUGAGCUGCAGUGUUCUGUGGGUCUGUGGUAUCUGACACUGUGGACUAAUGUACUUCUUGGACAUUUUAAUAAAAUUUUUUAACAGUU
Messenger RNA from Rhinolophus ferrumequinum (greater horseshoe bat), 6396 nucleotides. RefSeq names its product neurocan (gene NCAN). The transcript has 15 exons. Lineage: Eukaryota; Metazoa; Chordata; Mammalia; Chiroptera; Rhinolophidae. Gene Ontology annotation, biological process: cell adhesion. The coding region runs from base 136 to 4176 and encodes 1346 amino acids. Gene Ontology annotation, molecular function: calcium ion binding; hyaluronic acid binding. The record is from RefSeq and is a predicted model, not a curated record.